Messenger RNA from Ramularia collo-cygni, 852 nucleotides. RefSeq lists its product as uncharacterized. Gene Ontology annotation, molecular function: RNA polymerase II cis-regulatory region sequence-specific DNA binding; DNA-binding transcription factor activity, RNA polymerase II-specific. Lineage: Eukaryota; Fungi; Ascomycota; Dothideomycetes; Mycosphaerellales; Mycosphaerellaceae. Gene Ontology annotation, cellular component: nucleus. The record is from RefSeq and is a predicted model, not a curated record. Gene Ontology annotation, biological process: regulation of DNA-templated transcription. The coding region runs from base 1 to 852 and encodes 283 amino acids. The transcript is spliced from 2 exons.
AUGACGGGAUACUCACCAUACCCCCCGUCCUCAAUGUCGGAUCCGAGACUGGCUCCUCCGAUAGCGCUGUCCCAUGGUCCGCCACACGCUGGUGUCAAGCRACUGGCUCCUCCUCAUCCUCACCCUGCCGAGACGCCAGCGAAGAAGAAGCAGUCCAAGUGGACUGGUGAUGAGGAUCGAUCGAUCAUUGAGCUGCGAGGGAAUGGCAUGAAGUGGGWGGACAUCUCAAAGCACCUACCGGGGCGCAGUGCCAUCAGCUGCCGUCUUCGCUUCCAAAACUAUCUCGAGCGUCGCUCGGAAUGGGACGAGGAGAAGAAGAACAAGUUGGCACGGCUUUAUGAGAGAUUUAAAAAGGACAUGUGGGAGAAGAUCUCCAAGGAGAUGCAACUACCCUGGCGAGCGGCAGAAGCCAUGCACUGGCAGAUUGGCGAAACCGAGAUGGCCCAACGAGCAAAUGUCCCCGUCUUUCACCUGGCAGGACAGCAAGCCUCCGGGCCUGGACAGACGGGUGUGGGAUCGGAAGGACGGCCCAGCACGYCGCCGUCAUCGGGCAAUCCUCUCCCUCCCGGGAUGGCAUACACUCACGCCCACAGUCUUCCUCACGUCCCGCAACCUCUAGCCCACCCAAUAUCUCCAGCACAGACGAGGUUUCGACGGAGUAGUGACGAAGACUCUCCCAACGGCGGACCCUAUCUACGACGGAUGCGCGCGGACUCGGCUCGAUCGGUCCCUGCAUCGUCACUCUCGAGAGCACCAUUACCACCUCUAAUGGACGUCAAUGGCGGCCAUCACCAGCCGCCUGCGAGAUACACCCUACCGCCUGUCAUGACAUCAGAUGGUGGGAGAAGAUGA